Messenger RNA from Lontra canadensis (Northern American river otter), 6065 nucleotides. RefSeq names its product collagen type XXVII alpha 1 chain (gene COL27A1). Gene Ontology annotation, molecular function: extracellular matrix structural constituent. The coding region runs from base 447 to 5981 and encodes 1844 amino acids. The record is from RefSeq and is a predicted model, not a curated record. The transcript has 61 exons. Lineage: Eukaryota; Metazoa; Chordata; Mammalia; Carnivora; Mustelidae.
GAGACUUUAAAUCGCCUUCAUUUCCCCCAAAUCCUUCCUUUUCCUCUCCUCCCCCAGGCCGGCGGGGAGGCAGCUUCCACCGCCCUCCGCGCGCCCUCGCCCGGCCUCGCUCUGCCUCCGGGGACCGACAGCAGCCCGCCUCCAAAAGUUUGAUCAUCUCUCUUUUUUUGCCUGCUUCUUCUUCCUUUUCGGUGGAAGCAGUAAAAGAGCGAGGCAGGGCGAGCGCGGCGCCGGGACUCCUGGGACCAUGGGCCUGGCGCGGGCGCCCGCGGGGCCCCGGCCGCGCUGCCUGCCUGCUCCGGCGCCCCUGGGCGCGAGGCUGCGCUGGGGGCGCGGGGGCCGCGCGCUCUGAGCCGGCCUGGCGCGGCGGGGCGGGGGGCUGGCGGCCCCAUGGGGCGCGCCCACACUUGCCCCCCGGGCUCGGGAGCAUGAAGUAGGGGCCCGCCAUGGGAGCGGGAUCGGCGCGGGGGGCCAGAGGCACAGCGGCGGCGGCGGCGCGCGGGGGGGGGUUUCUCUUCACCUGGAUCUUAGUCUCAUUUGCCUGUCAUCUGGCCUCCACCCAAGGACCUCCUGAAGAUGUGGACGUCCUCCAGCGGCUGGGCCUCAGCUGGACGAAAGCAGGGGGUGGCCGGAGCCCCGCGCCCCCGGGGGUCAUUCCGUUCCCAUCGGGCUUCAUCUUUACGCAGAGGAGCCGGCUCCAGGCCCCCACGGCCGCCGUCCUUCCCACCGCCCUGGGCACAGAGUUGGCGCUGGUGCUGAGCCUCUGCUCCCACCGGGUGAACCAUGCCUUCCUUUUCGCCGUCCGCAGCCGGAAGCGCAAGCUGCAGCUGGGCCUGCAGUUCCUCCCCGGCAAGACGGUCGUCCACCUGGGGCCCCGGCACUCCGUGGCCUUUGACCUCGAUGUGCACGACGGGCGCUGGCAUCACCUCGCCCUGGAGCUCCGGGGCCGCACUGUCACCCUGGUGACGGCGUGUGGGCAGCGCCGGGUGCCUGUCCCGCUGCCUUUCCACAAGGACCCAGCCCUUGACCCCGAGGGCUCCUUCCUCUUUGGGAAGAUGAACCCACAUGCGGUCCAGUUUGAAGGCGCCCUGUGCCAGUUCAGUAUCUACCCUGUGACGCAGGUCGCUCACAAUUACUGUACCCACCUGAGGAGGCAGUGCGGACAGGCUGACACAUACCGGCCCCAGCUGGGACCCCUCCUUCCCCGAGACUCGGGCACGACCUUCACCUUCCAGACUGACCUUGCCCUGCGAGGCCUGGAGAACCUGACCACUGCUGCGCCAGCCCUGGGGUCACGGCCAGCAAGCAGGGAUCCCAGGGGGACUCUGGUGCCCGUCACACCCUCCAAGCCCCUGAGGACUAGCACCACAGAGCCUCGCUGGCGUGCGGCCGAAGGGGGCCCAGCCCGGAUCCCGUUGCCGCCCGCCAAGCUGUCAGCCGGUGGAGCACUCCCUGCUGUGCCCCCGGCCUCUCCGGCCAGUUCCACCACACCUGUCCAGCCAUUUCGGAAGAGCGCAGCCACCAAGACCCCCAAAAGCCAUCCAGACAGGCUCUUGGUCCCUUCUCCUUCAGUAGGCCCUGUCAAAAGCACCCGCCGACCCCAGAAGGCCGCUCAGCCUUCCUUCACAAAAGCAGCCCCACCCACCAAGAAGCCAGUGCCCCCCACUUCCCACCCACUUCCUGCCAAAGCCUCCCGCCCCUCAGUGAAGCCGAGCCAGAGGACCCCCGUGACGCCCAGACCUCUGCUACCCAGCACUCGGCCCCUACUUCUGGACACUGGCUCCUCCAAAAGGCCUUUUCUCCCAGCGGGCCAGACCCAGGCCAAGCCGAGCCAUCGCAGCAGUGAGCCGGCCCCUGCCCACACCGGCACCCACAGACCUCCCCAACCCACGGUUCCGCCCCUGCCCCCUGUCCUCCAUCCUGGCUCUCCCAGGAUCCCUCCGCCAGCCACAGCGAUGCCUCCCACCCUUGUUCCUGGCUUGGCCCCCACCAGAAGCAAGAGACCCUCUGGAUCAGAGGCCACAAAGAAAGCCAGACCCAAGAGCAGCCCCCGGAAGCCCGUCCCCCUCAGACCUGGGAAGGCGGCCAGGGAUGUCCCGUCGAAUGACCUGACAACCAGGCCCAGCUCCAGACUGUCCCGGCCCCACUGGCCGACCACCCCGGCCCCAGCGUUGGCCCCCGUGCGAUUCCUGUCCUCCAGUCCCUGGCCCACGAGUCACAGCUAUUUGUUCUUCCACCUGGCGGGACCCACGCCUUUCCCGUUGCUGAUGGGACCUCCAGGGCCCAAGGGAGACUGUGGUUUGCCGGGUCCCCCUGGGCUGCCUGGGCUCCCUGGACCCCCUGGUGCACGGGGGCCUCGGGGUCCUCCUGGGCCUUACGGAAACCCAGGCCUCCCCGGCCCUCCUGGAGCCAAAGGACAGAAGGGGGACCCAGGGCUCUCACCAGGAAAGGCCCUCGAUGGGGCGAAGGGUGACGUGGGCUUGCCUGGGCUCUCGGGGAAUCCAGGACCUCUUGGACGAAAGGGACACAAGGGCUAUCCUGGACCAGCGGGGCACCCCGGAGAACAGGGGCAGCCAGGACCUGAGGGCAGCCCAGGGGCCAAAGGUUACCCUGGCAGGCAGGGGUUACCAGGACCAGUAGGAGACCCUGGCCCGAAAGGCAGCCGGGGCUACAUUGGACUCCCAGGGCUCUUCGGCCUGCCAGGGUCUGAUGGAGAGCGAGGCCUGCCUGGUGUUCCUGGCAAGAGGGGCAAGAUGGGUAGGCCGGGGUUUCCUGGAGACUUUGGGGAAAGGGGUCCUCCUGGACUGGAUGGGAACCCUGGAGAACUAGGCCUGCCAGGGCCCCGAGGAGUCCCCGGCCUCAUUGGUGACAUGGGAGCACUGGGUCCGAUUGGUUAUCCAGGACCCAAGGGCGUGAAGGGACUGAUGGGGAACGUGGGGGAGCCCGGACUGAAAGGUGAUAAGGGUGAACAAGGGGUUCCGGGUGUGUCGGGAGAGACUGGAUUCCAAGGAGACAAGGGGAGCCAGGGAUUGCCGGGGUUCCCAGGAGCACGGGGGAAGCCGGGGCCUCUGGGCAAAGUUGGAGACAAGGGAUCCUUUGGGUUUCCUGGGCCUCCUGGACCUGAGGGAUUCCCCGGAGACAUUGGCCCCCCUGGGGACAAUGGCCCAGAAGGCACGAAGGGUAAGCCUGGAGCUCGAGGCGUGCCGGGACCCCGUGGGCAGCUGGGGCCCGAGGGAGAUGAGGGACCCAUGGGGCCUCCUGGGGCCCCCGGCUUGGAGGGCCAACCUGGCAGGAAGGGGUUUCCUGGCCGGCCUGGCCCAGAUGGCAUGAAGGGGGAGCCAGGCGACCCUGGACGGCCAGGGCCUGUGGGUGAGCAGGGACUUCUGGGAUUCAUUGGUCUGGUCGGGGAGCCAGGGAUCAUGGGAGAAAAGGGUGACCGGGGCAUGAUGGGACCCCCAGGCGCACCCGGACCCAAGGGAUCGAUGGGUCAUCCUGGAACUCCCGGUGCUGUGGGGACCCCUGGAGAGCCUGGACCUCCGGGCCCUCCAGGAUCUCGUGGCCCACCAGGCAUGAGGGGAGUAAAGGGACGCCAGGGCCCCCGAGGACCAGAUGGACCAGCCGGGGAGCAGGGGUCCAGGGGCCUGAAGGGCCCUUCCGGACCGCAGGGCAGACCGGGCCAGCCCGGGCAGCAGGGUGCGGCUGGUGAACGCGGGCCCUCGGGUGUGCAAGGCUUCCCCGGUAUCCCGGGUCCCUCGGGCCCGCCUGGCACCAAGGGCCUCCCAGGAGAACCGGGCCCUCAGGGACCCCAGGGGCCACUUGGUCCUCCGGGAGAGAUGGGCCCCAAGGGGCCGCCCGGUGCGGUGGGAGAACCGGGCCUUCCUGGGGAAGCCGGGAUGAAGGGUGACCUUGGGCCUCUGGGCACCCCUGGGGAGCAGGGCCUCAUUGGGCAGCGGGGAGAGCCAGGCCUCGAGGGUGACAGUGGCCCUGCAGGGCCUGAUGGGCUGAAGGGGGACAGGGGUGACCCUGGGCCUGAUGGUGAACGUGGCAACAAAGGCCAAGAGGGACUGAUGGGUGAGGAUGGGCCCCCUGGCCCCCCUGGCAUCACUGGCAUCCGGGGUCCUGAAGGAAAACCAGGGAAGCAAGGCGAGAAGGGCCGGACUGGAGCCAAGGGUGCUAAGGGCUACCAAGGACAGCUGGGUGAGAUGGGCGUCCCUGGAGACCCCGGACCCCCUGGCACCCCAGGCCCUAAAGGGUCCCGGGGCAGCCUGGGACCAACGGGUGCUCCAGGACGGAUGGGGGCCCAAGGAGAGCCGGGACUGGCAGGUUACAGUGGACACAAAGGCAUCAUGGGCCCCCUCGGACCUCCUGGACCAAAGGGUGAAAAGGGGGAGCAGGGCGAGGAUGGCAAGGCUGAGGGGCCCCCUGGGCCACCUGGAGAUCGGGGCCCCGUAGGCGAUCGAGGGGACCGCGGGGAGCCAGGAGACCCUGGAUACCCCGGACAGGAGGGUGUGCCAGGCCUCCGUGGAGAUCCAGGCCAGCAGGGCCUACCCGGGCAUCCGGGACCCCGGGGACAGCCAGGACCCAAAGGAUCGAAAGGGGAAGAGGGACCAAAGGGAAAGCAAGGCAAGGCUGGGGCACCUGGACGAAGGGGGAUUCAGGGCCUGCAAGGGCUGACAGGGCCUCGGGGCGUGGUGGGGAGACAGGGCUCCGAGGGUGUCACGGGCCCAGAUGGGUUUCCUGGCAGGGAUGGUCAAGCAGGACAGCAGGGGGAGCAGGGAGACGAUGGGGACCCUGGCCCCGUGGGCCCUGCUGGGAAGAGGGGAAAUCCAGGUGUGGCUGGCUUGCCUGGAGCACAGGGGCCCCCAGGAUUCAAGGGUGAAAGUGGGUUACCGGGACAGCCAGGUCCUCCCGGCAAACGAGGGACGGCGGGUGGAACCGGGCUUCCUGGGAGCCAGGGGGAGCCCGGAUCCAAAGGCCAGCCGGGUGACUCUGGUGAGAUGGGCUUCCCAGGAAUGGCUGGCCUCUUCGGACCCAAGGGCCCCCCUGGAGACAUUGGCUUGAAAGGCAUCCAGGGCCCGCGGGGGCCCCCUGGCUUGAUGGGAAAGGAAGGCAUCAUUGGGCCCCUCGGAAUCCUGGGACCUUCGGGACGCCCGGGUCCAAAGGGUGACAAAGGCAGCCGAGGGGACUUGGGACUGCAAGGUCCGAGGGGUCCUCCUGGUCCCAGAGGGCGGCCUGGCCCACCGGGUCGGCCAGGGAGCCCUAUUCACUUUCAGCAAGAUGACCUGGGAGCAGCUUUCCAGACGUGGAUGGACACACAUGGAGCACUGAAAGCAGAGGGUUACAACCAUCCGGACCGGCUGGUGCUGGACCAGGGAGGGGAUAUCUUUAAAACCUUACACUACCUCAGCAACCUCAUCCAGAGCAUUAAAAUGCCCCUGGGCACCAAAGAGAACCCCGCCCGGGUCUGCCGGGACCUCAUGGAUUGUGAGCAGAAGAUGGUGGAUGGUACGUACUGGGUGGACCCAAACCUUGGCUGCUCAUCCGACACCAUCGAAGUUUCCUGCAACUUCACCCGUGGUGGGCAAACGUGUCUCAAGCCCAUCACGGCCUCCAAGGUCGAGUUUGCUGUCAGCCGGGUCCAGAUGAAUUUCCUGCAUCUGCUGAGCUCUGAGGUGACACAGCAUAUCACCAUCCACUGCCUUAACAUGACCGUGUGGCAGGAGGGCGCUGGGCGGACCCCGGCCAAGCGGGCUGUGCGCUUCCGGGCCUGGAAUGGGCAGAUCUUCGAAGCAGGGGGUCAGUUCCGGCCAGAAGUACCAAUGGAUGGCUGCAAGGUCCAGGAUGGCCGCUGGCACCAGACGCUUUUCACCUUCCGGACCCAGGACCCCCAGCAGCUGCCCAUCGUCAGCGUGGACAACCUCCCUCCUGCCUCCUCAGGGAAGCAGUACCGACUCGAAGUUGGACCUGCGUGCUUCCUCUGACCUCUGACCUCCUGGCUCCUCUAGGCCUCGAGAGGGAGGGAAGAGGAGGAGGAGGCAAAAGGAGGGGACCUAGGGGCACAUGGG